Messenger RNA from Humulus lupulus (European hop), 1020 nucleotides. Its product is annotated as fasciclin-like arabinogalactan protein 13. NCBI's taxonomy places the organism in Eukaryota, Viridiplantae, Streptophyta, Magnoliopsida, Rosales, Cannabaceae. The coding region runs from base 102 to 833 and encodes 243 amino acids. The record is from RefSeq and is a predicted model, not a curated record. The transcript has a single exon.
AAACCCCGCCCCACACACCCCAUAACACACCACAAAAUCAAGGUAGAGCUCUCUCAUUCUCAUAUUUCACACUACCAAAGCUACUACUCAUCAUCGCUCUCAUGGCUUUCACACCUCUCUCUUUCCUCCUCAUUACUCUCACUCCAUUAUUCCUCUUCUUCUCCCACCAAGUCUCCGCCCAAGCCCCGGGCCCCGCCGCCGCCGGCCCCCUCAACUUCACCGCAAUCCUUGAGAAAGGUGGCCAAUACACCACCCUCCUCCGCCUUCUCUCCGACACCCAAGUAGCAAACCAAAUCGACAACCAACUCAACACCUCGUCCGAGGGACUAACCGUCUUUGCUCCGACCGACAAUGCCUUCAACAACCUCAAAGCCGGAACCCUAAAUGGCCUCUCCCGUGAGGACCAAGUUAACCUCAUUCUCUUCCACAUUUGCCCCAAGUACUACACCCUAUCGGACCUCCUCACCGUGCCCAACCCCGUCAGGACCCAGUUCUCCACCGACGGCCUCAACUUCACCGGUCAAGGCCGCCAAGUCAACGUCACAUCCGGAAUGGUCGAGACUCAGGUCAACAAUGCUCUGAGGAUGCAGUCCCCCUUGGCAGUUUACCAGGUCGACGCUGUUUUGUUGCCCCCAAGUCUUUUUGGAGCUAAGCCACCGGCCUCAGCUCCUCCUCCGGCGAAGAGUACUCCAGCAGCCAAGGACGGCAAUAAUACCAAGACAAAGGCCUCCGGGCCAUCGUCCGAUGAUAGUACCGGGGAUUCGAGUAAGACACGUGUAGGGUUGGGAUUGUUUGUUGGGAUUGGUAUUGCUUGCAUGGCUGCUCUUUCUUGAAGAUGAUGAUCAGUUUAACGUGAGAAAAAGAUAAGAUAUCGAACAGUUCUUUUGUGCCGUUCGUGUGAAAUUUGGCGUAUAUUUGUAUCUAAAAUUCAUUGUCGUUUUGUAUUCUUUUUCUUUCUUCUUCUUUGAAUUUGAUUGUGAAUUUUUUUUUUUAUUGAUGAGCUGAAUACUCUUUCUUCUU